GCGAGGUUUGGGUGGUACACGGCGGGCGGGAAGCGAGCGAGCGAGCCCGGGAGGUGGCGGAGCGGCUGCCCGCGCUGCCAUCAUGCCAGUUAAGAGAGCACUGAAGUUGGAGACCCUGGCAAAAGAAAACCCACAUGAAGCAACGCCUUUGAAGACCAGAAAGAAAAAUUUAAGCUCAUAUUCACCAACAACGGGAACAUGCCAAAUCAGUGCAUUUUCAUCUCCCACAAGUCAUAAUGUACAAAAGCUCGGAAAUGGUCUAUCAAAUGGAGACAGAAAUGAGCUGAAUGACUCAGAAAUCAGUUUAUCCAGAAGAGGGCAAUCUCAAACAGAAGAGUAUGAUAAGUUUAUGGUGUUGCAGUCUGAAGUUGAAUAUUCAUUGGUGAGAUUUCUGAAAACGAGACAAAGCUUAACAAGUUUACAGGCUUUAGAGGGCAGUAGAGAGCUUGAAAAUAUUUUUGGUGUCUCAUACUCAUCCUGUAACUUGAAAGCUGAAGUGCAGAAGACCAAAGUGCUAAUGGCUCAAGCAGAAAAACGAAAGCUGCUGAGGAGGAGUAAUGCAAAACAUCCUGCCCGAGGUCACUCUUCAAGGAAAGACAGUCUGAGUGUGAACUCAGCUACAAACUAUGACCUUCAUUGAACAGUUUGAGAAUUAAGGAGCCAAAACCAGCCCCCUGACUGCCUUCACCUUGAUGCAGGAGAGAAUCUGACCCUUAUAUUUCUGCACAAACAGCCUGCGGCAGAGUUGUCCAACCUUCUCUUUUCAAGAAAUAAUCCCAAGGGAUUAUAAGGGACUGUUUACAAACCUAAACUAGUUGGACAUUAUUCUCCACUUUCACAAUAGACAAUUAAGAACAAGCAAACUGUAAAAGGGAUUUCUUUAGUAGACAAAGAUCAGCUUCCCCUUCAUUUUGUUGUUUGUUUGCAUAGUUGUGUCAUUAAUGCUGUUCAGAGAUUUUUGCUUCAUUGUAGCUUGCACUGUCUGGCUAAAAGCUGUUCCUUUGGCUAAGUUUGAAUAGAGCUCUUUUAUUAUUCCAUCCAAGUGUCCUCCCCCAAGCUUGGAAUUGUACUUUUGGAAAAUUCGAUGGCCUUACAGGCUGGAGAAGACAAAAAGUGCCUUGACCACUGCCCAAAUUCUGCAAUGCCAUUGAAUUUUUAGUUAGGUUCAAGUGGUUGUCCUGGUUGAAGUGAGAGACUAACUUUGUCCAUUUGAGAAAUACCACAGUUGGGUAAGAGAGAUUGUAGACCGUUUCUUUUGACUCAGAGUGUAUUAUUUUUUCUCUCUUUGUUUGUUUUUUUGUUUUUUUUUGUUUUUGUUUUUUUAUGCAGCAGCUCUGGUUUUCCCAGCAGGCUCUGGUUUUACUGUGUUGCAUGUGUACCUUAGAGUGUAAAUAUAAAAUACAUUUUGAAAUUUGGAAAGUGUCUGAGGUCAGAGACAUGAGCUUUUUGGGGAGUAAGUUACAAACCUCUCCAUUGAUUUAACAUCCUAUGCUAUGCAGAUGAAAUAUUAAGCUAUUAACUGUUGGCUGACAGAAAUGCACAUGAGAUACACGGCUAGAGACUUCAGACAUAUGUAUAUACUGGAUUGUCAACUUACCUUCCCUGUGUGGGUAUCAACCACAUUGAUUCAUGAACUUUCACACCUUUGUUUAUUCCCUAUAUUCCUAUCUACUUUUUUCAGAAUCAAUUUUAAAAAAAUAAUCUGACAGAUGAAGGCUUUAGAGUAUGAAGCUUAAUGAAAAAUUAAAAAGAACUACUGCUUCAUUACAACAUGAAUAUGUAUAGCAACUCCUACGUGACUAUAAAUACUCUAUCUGUAUUCUCCUGGGAAUAUAAUUAUUUUAAAUAAAGAAACAGUUUGAACUCACUUAAUAGCAAUCUUAUGUUUAAGAGGUGUAAAUAACUUGCUACCCAGACAUUACAAAUAUCCAGGUGCUCUAUAUGUGCUGAUGACAACAAAAUUGAAAAGAAAGACUGUAAUAAUUCUGACUGGUUUUCUCUGCAGAAGAUAUUGAUUAUUUGUGUGUGGUGAGAGAUUUGGAAAAUUCAAUUAAAGGAGUUGUGCAAAGGUUUCAUAAAUUUUCCCUGUACAGCGUGUACACAGACAUUGUUGUGUAUUAAAUCAAUGCAGCACUUCACAAUAUAUUUUCUUUGAAACAUAAAAAUAAAUAACAUUUAAACAGUUCUGCUUACUACAGAAACAAAUUUUAUUUUCUGUGAAGCAUUUAGUCAUGUGCUAUCACUGACUCAUACACAUUUGCCAGCUGUAACAAAUUUUAUAGACAUUUUCUCCAGAGACAUAGCUCAUAUACUAUGAAUUUUUAAAUGAGCAAAUGGUGAAGAAGGGAUGUCAGCAAUAUAAAAAUUGAUCAGUUAAAAGAUAAAAGCAUAAGUAAAGAGAUUUGUAUGGUAGUCUUAAUAGGUUUUAUUAAAUAAAAAUACUAUAAAAAGACAGUAAUGAAUAGAGUGAAGGUUUUAACUGUGGUUAAGGUAGAGAAAAAUUAUUCUGGCACAUUUAGUAGAAGAUUGGUUUUAUAGCACCUGACAGGUGAACAUUUUUUUCUCUCUCCUUUUUAGAUGUGUAAAUGUUUCAGAACAGUCCAAUUUAGUGGUGGGGGAUAGGUCGGGGGAGAAACGGGAGACAGACCUUGGGAAGAUCCUGCCCUUUUGCUAUACAUGUGGAUUGGGAGGGAAGGGCACCUGGGAACUUCUGCCAUACCACAGAAGCAGCAGGGCAGGAUUUGUACCUAGUAGUCAAGCAACUACCAUGCAUGUCUGUGCACUGAAACUCCAAGGACUUUAGUUUAGGGUAUCAUAUCCAGCCCUGUUAUCCAGCUGGUGUGUGUGCUGCAGAGAGCAGCAUCUGCUAACUGGGGGCUAUUACUGGAGCAAAGAAUGUGAUAAUCCUCCCACCUCUGCAUUUCUGGCCAACAUCAGAGAAUUCUGCGCUGGCGUAUGGGUUUUCAACUGCAGGGAUGCACUGGGUAACAUUUCUUCUAGCUCCAGUGACCAAGACAGGAUUUGACCUUAGUGAAGGUUAGGUAAAUUUUGCUAGGUUUGUAUUUAUUAAAAUGGGGGUGGGAGAAUCAUAAUUAAGAUGUAUGACCACUAGAUCAUCUAGCCUGACCUCUUGUGUGUCACAGGCCACCAGCCCACUCCACACCCACACAGAAAACCCAGCAACAGAAAUGAGAGUAAAGUAAAUGAGGCCCACAGGAGACUAGACUAUAAUGUUCCACAGGCAGAGAAUAGGAUGGACCUGCUCAUCCUUUUAGCGUCACAAAGAAGAAAAAUGCAAACUUAGGACAGGUAUAGUAAGUCACGUGAGCAUCUAUGGGGUUUAUAAUAGGUCAUAUUGUUUGUUGGCUAUUUAAAUAUGUAACCCUUAAUACUAUGUGUAUAAAGAAAACUAUAAAUACAGAUAUUUCUUCAAAGAUGCUAGACUGAAAGUUCUUAGAAAAACCUCACUUAAUGAAUGCAGUUUGAGUCUAACCCAGGGUGAGUUAGCUAUUUUGUCAAGAUACUUUUUCAGACUGUGUGACUUGUAUCUCUUUGCACUGGUGGAUUUCUUAUGCAAUUACUUGCACUUGGGCAGAUAAAGAGUUAUUAUUAGUUAUUAUAAGUAAGGAUUUUUUUCUAUUCAGAAAUCACAGUUAGCAAAAAGAAACCAGCAGUUUGGAAAUACAGUGAUUACUAUUAAAUCAGUCUGUUACUGUCAGUUAUCACACCAUACAAUCUGUUAUGUCAGUUAUUUUUCCUAUUCUAAAUACAUGUAACUGGCAGUAGAAUUUUCUUUUUAAUGGCUCCUUGUUUAAACAGGAAAAUUUGUUUAGUGGGUAGAAGGCUAUAAAUAAAGAUACACAUGGUGUAAAUCACACUGGAUGUAUUUUUUAUGAAAUAACUUUAUCAAACCUAGACUAGGACAGAAUUCUUUGUCAGACCCAGGCACUAUUUUGGAAACUGUGAGUACAUUGCUUGUACUCUUUCACUGGGCUGCUGGGACAGGCAUCCUGAGCCUUGCGGACAACAGCCACACUGGGAAUGUUGGACCUUCAUACAUGUGCACUCUUCCCCCGCACCCUUCGUAAAGGUGAAGCCUGGGUCUGUGAAAGAUGGUAGGCGUAAGCAUAUGCACACUAAGGAUGGAGUCACUUGAUUGAGCAGCUACUCUUAGUCAUGCAGGGACCAGCUACUUCCCUGCUCCCCUAGAUCAUGUAUCACCAAAGCCUACUCAACUGGAUGUAAACAGAAAAGAAAAUGCCUAAACAGUACUUAAACUGUGCAGUAAAUAUACAAGUGGGUGCUGCUACUGAAACCUAGAGUAAGGUGGAAACCCACUGAAAGCAAAAACUACUUUAUGCAGGCCAACUAAGGUGGAAAAUAUAGGGGAAAAUUCUCUCCUGAGUGUGAAUGUGGUCAUAUCUAAUCUUGUGCGUUUCUGAAGCUAAUACAAUCAGGUUCCAUCAAUUCUCACACAGUUUGGCUGAAACAGACCAGGAAGGCCUAACAGCAUUCCACUCAUGAUAUCUGCAUUUCCCCUUCUUCCUUCCCUUUUCGUUCUCACACAGCGUGAGACAGCCAGAAGUUCCAGCCAUACGUGAUCUUGAGCUCACUCUGACUGGCUCAUUGCCUGAAAUAAGGACAGAAACAAAAUCUGCAGAAUCCUUAGCACAUAAAAUGCAGCGAUCCUGUUAUGGGCCUCAGAUCUGCUCUAACCCUUGCUCAGCUGCAGUGAUUCUGUGACAAAGUGACUCACCAGUCAAUGCGCUGCACUGGGCCUGAGUGUGGCCUUGUAGGAUUUUUUUGUCUUCAUAGCUUAGCUGGCCAGGUCCACAGCUGGUUUCCUUCAUCUUGUGACUCAGCCCUCUGGCAAGGUCAUGUUUAGUCUCACCCCUUUUAGAGUACACUCAAAGUCCCACAACCUCACAUCAGGUCAGUGGCCCAGAUCUAGGCCCAAUAGAGCUACUGCGCCCCUGUGUCUGGGCUCUUCAUGCUCGCCUCUUCAGUGACGCUGUAGGGGAACCCAGGUCCUGGUACCCUGUAACAAGCAGCUACGGUCUGUCUUGUCAGACCUCUUGCUUCUUCCCUGGGCUACUUCUUGCAUUAGCCUGCUAUCUCCUCGGGGAGCUUGCAUUUUCAGUAAGGGCCUGCCCUGGGGCCAGACCCCUCUCCCAAUUCCCAGUGUAAUAAAAGAAAGUAUAUUAAACUAACAGAAAUAGAGAGUGGCACCAGCCCUUCUAUCCUGCAUGGUCCUUCAGCCAUCUGUAUUACUGCAUCUGUACCAAAGGCAGCUUGUUCCUCUUGGAGCUGAGAAUGAGAGGUCUGUCCCUCGCUGGGGCUAGGAGGUUCUAAGAUAGGUUUCUCCCUUUUAAGACGACUCCUUUUAGUCUGCUUCUCAGGUGGGGUGGGGUGGGUUGGGUUGGGCUGGGCUGAGCACAUAGCUGCUCUUUAACCCAUUCUUGUCUAGAGCAGGGUUUGUAAACCCCAUCACAAGGUGUGUCUGUAUUAGCGCUGGAGUGUAAUAUCCAGCUCAGGUAGACAUACCCAUGCCAGUUCUGAUGAGCUAGCAUUCUAAAAACAGAAAGGUAGCUGUGGCAACAUAAUAAGUGGGACAAGUGAACUGCCCAGAGUACAAUUCUGUCCAAGGCACAUACGCACACUGCUAGCCUGGCCUGAGGCUCAUGCUGUCAUGGCUACACUUCUAGUUUUAGCAUGCAAAUACAAUCAGUGAGUGUGGGUAUGACUACCUGAGCUGGCAGCAAUGCAAACAUACCCACAGACCACUAAGUGGCCAUUCCAGAUUUCAAGUAUACAGCAGCAUUCCAGACCAUCCUUAGCCCCAAGCCCUGCCUCUGAUGCAUCUUUUCCAUAAGGCCACCUGUGCUAGCCCUACUCUAUUGUGGGAUUCCCUUAAAGUACGAGAAUCCCCAAUAAACUGGUAACUCCACCCUUCCAAAGAGGAGAACAGGAAAUCUUGCCCACUGUGCCCCAUAGGUAAAAUGUCCACAGGCUAUAAGACUUAGCUUAAUAUUGUCUGUGCAUCUGCAUUUAAGAUUCCACCCCAAACAACUUAAUCCUAGAUUGCAGAAGCAUGUAAACAAACGAGCAGUUCUAGUCUCUCUUUAUCUGUCAAUAUUUCCAUUCAAGCCCUGAUAGAAUACACAUUAAAUUACUGUAACUCUUAAUUUUAUAUUUCCUGGUGUUUAUCCAAACCUUUAUAUAUUUAAAAUCUUAAUGUAUUUUUAAGUGGUCAGAGUUAAGUAAUGGAAUCAUGAAAAUGUAAAUAGCAAAGCAUACAUUCUAAAAACUGCAGUUUACAAUAUUGACAAAUUAUGAACUCUGGAAAUCUUACUUUAGCAGCAUGUUGAUUCUGAGAUUUCUAUUUUACAAAUAAAACAUCAUUCUGUUUGUGAAAAUUUAGUUUUGUUUCAU
Dermochelys coriacea (leatherback sea turtle) is the source of this 6432-nucleotide messenger RNA. RefSeq names its product integrin subunit beta 3 binding protein (gene ITGB3BP). The transcript has 8 exons. Gene Ontology annotation, biological process: CENP-A containing chromatin assembly; regulation of DNA-templated transcription. The record is from RefSeq and is a predicted model, not a curated record. NCBI's taxonomy places the organism in Eukaryota, Metazoa, Chordata, Testudines, Dermochelyidae. The coding region runs from base 83 to 640 and encodes 185 amino acids. Gene Ontology annotation, cellular component: nucleoplasm.